Molecule: messenger RNA, 801 nt
Organism: Ichthyophthirius multifiliis
Lineage: Eukaryota; Ciliophora; Oligohymenophorea; Hymenostomatida
Product: response regulator receiver domain protein
Exons: 3
Biological process (GO): phosphorelay signal transduction system
Molecular function (GO): phosphorelay sensor kinase activity
Source: RefSeq, a predicted model, not a curated record
GAAAUAAAAAUUGGUUCUAUUGAUAACAUAAAAGCUGGCUCAAUUGAUAACAUAAAAAUUGACGAAGAAGUUCAUUUAAACUGUAUUUAUAAAAAAAAUAUAUUUAAGUCAGUUCACGAAUCCCUAAAUUUUUCUGCUGCUAUUAAUUCAACUCUUUUUAAAAAACAAUUAAAAUACUUAAAAAAUACCAGAUUCGAUAUUAAAAUAGUAAAAUGUAAAUGGGAAAAUGAAGAAGCAGUAAUGGUUUUGAUAAGUGAUAUUAGUUAAAAAGUCUAUAUUGAAAGAAUUAAUUAAAUAUAAGAAUAUAAAAAUUAAAUGCUUUCUUCAAUAACUCAUAAUUUAAAAACUCCUCUAAAUGGAAUUAUGGUCAUGUUAUAAUCUGCUUUAGCUAGCAAUAAAUCAAAAUCGAUUUAAGAAUAAUUAACCUUAGGCCUUAAAAACAGUGUAGGCUUAGGUUUAGCUUUUUUACUUAAACCUUUUAUUAAUUUAAUCAUUGAUGAAGCUUAUAAUGGAUAAUAGGCCAUUGAAAAAGUUUUAUAAAACAAAAAUUAUGAUUAUAUUUUUAUGGAUAUUAAUAUGCCUGUAGUUGAUGGAUUUUAAGCUACUUAAAGAAUUAAAGAAUUGGUUGAUUAAAAAAUUAUUUAGCCUACUAAUAUUAUUAUGGUUUCAGCAUUUAAUGAUUAAUAUGAUAUCGAAAAAAGCUUCAAAAUGGGAGCUUAAGAAUAUGUUUCUAAACCUAUUUAUAUUUCUAAUAUUUUAUCCGCUAUAUAAAGAAUAUAGAAGGCAAAUUUAAAAUUUUGA